AUGUCGACGACGAUGCUGUUCCGGGUCUUCUUGCGGCGCCAAGCGCCCCGUCUGCGCACUCAUGUCUCCCAGAACCACCAACGCCGUGCCAACUCCAACGCACCCAAGCUGAAGCGAGCAGAGGACUCCAUCCCCGUGCCCAACACCGUCUCGACCAUCCCCUUAUGGCAGCGCCUCGGGCCCCUAACCCGUGCCAUCGAGGGGUAUGCCCGCAGCCAGCGGAAACGACCCUUGACCACUCAGGUCAUCAGCUCCCUCGCCAUCUACUUCUGCGCCGACCUUUCGGCUCAGCACAUGAGCGGCAAGGACUACAAGCCCGAGCGGACGAUGCGCUCGCUCAUCAUCGGUGCCAUCGCGUCCAUUCCCAGUUAUAAGUGGUUCAUCUUCCUCUCGAGAAACUUCAACUACGCCUCGCGCCUCCUCACGAUCGGCACAAAGGUUGUCGUGAACCAGUUGGUUUUCACCCCCAUCUUCAACUCGUACUUCUUCGGCAUGCAGGCAUUCCUGGCUGGCGACAACCUCGAUCAGAUCAUUGAGCGCAUCCGCCAGACCGUUCCUGUGAGCUUCGUCAAUUCGUGGAAGCUGUGGCCCGCCGUGAUGGCCUUCAACUUCUCCUUCGUUCCCAUGGAGUACCGCAGCGUGUUUUCGGGCGUCGUCGCCGUGGGUUGGCAGACGUAUCUGAGUUUCUUGAACAGACGAGCCGAGGCCGUUGAGGAGGCUAAACAAGUAGACGAGAGAACUCAUGCUGUUGUGCAGCCCAUCGCUACACAUGUGAGGUCGGCCAAGAUGGAGGCGUAG
Molecule: messenger RNA, 798 nt
Organism: Colletotrichum graminicola M1.001
Lineage: Eukaryota; Fungi; Ascomycota; Sordariomycetes; Glomerellales; Glomerellaceae
Product: Mpv17/PMP22 family protein
Exons: 2
Coding region: 1-798 (265 amino acids)
Cellular component (GO): mitochondrion; membrane; cytoplasm
Source: RefSeq, a predicted model, not a curated record